Molecule: messenger RNA, 2587 nt
Organism: Micropterus dolomieu (smallmouth bass)
Lineage: Eukaryota; Metazoa; Chordata; Actinopteri; Centrarchiformes; Centrarchidae
Gene: pde12
Product: phosphodiesterase 12
Exons: 8
Coding region: 347-2119 (590 amino acids)
Biological process (GO): nuclear-transcribed mRNA catabolic process, deadenylation-dependent decay
Cellular component (GO): mitochondrion
Molecular function (GO): 3'-5'-RNA exonuclease activity
Source: RefSeq, a predicted model, not a curated record
CCAUAUUGUACACAAGAAGAAGACGCACAUGCUGAUUUCAGAGAAAGUACUGAGAGAUAAUGGACCAACUUUUGUGAAAAUAAAAAAAGUACACGUUGUUUAACGCAUCGGGUUUAUUUGCGAAGCAUGCGUGCUAUUAAGUUUUGACUCAGAGAACUGGAGGCCGAAUUAAAACUCGCCAUUGUGCCAGUUUUCUCUCCGGUUUAGCUUUGCUGUGUAGCAUCCUGGCUAACCGGUGUAGCUGUAGGACAGAUCACAACCAGGUGACUUCAGGACGGGGACCCCCCCGCCUGCCGUUGACCGUGUAGUCAAACCCUGCCGUCCUCUUGCUGCCGCCUGGGACUUCAUGUUUAACCACCUCGCCGCUGCUCUUACGCUGCUUCCCCGCCGCCUGCUCUCUUCCUGGCCGAGGACUCUGACCAGAGCCUGCCGCCUCCUCGGCAGGAUGGAUGCGGCCGUGGUGCGGUGCCUCCCCGGGGAGCCAAAACUCACCAUCUCCUUCUCUCUGGACGGCAGCCACAAGCAAAUGCUGCGGGACCAGGACGAGGCUCUGGGCAAGGUCCUGGCCCGGAUCUCCAACAGCAUCACCAAGAGCCAAGGGAAGGCGAAGAAGUCGAAGAAGAACAAGGGAGCGUGUGAAAGCACCGCGGAACCCGCCGUGGUGAAGCUGUACUACGGAGGGGACGAGGUGGCCGACACGGUGCUGAACUCUGAGGCGUGGCAGGACGGAGCCGUGCUGCAGGUGGGGGACGUUAAAUACUCGGUGCAGAGGAACGCGCCCACCUUCACCACCGCUGAGCUCCCGGUGUCCCUGCUGGCCGGAUUCCCCGUCUGUCCAAAUCUGGAGGUGGAGUUUGGGAACCUCCAAGACUGCGAGUUCACGUGGUAUAAAGAAAAUGCCCCAGACACAAGCUCUGAAGCUGCUGAAGCAGUUCCGGGUCAAGACGGCGGUUGGACAGAAAUAGGCUGUGGGAGAGUCCACGUCCCGUCCAAUCAGGACAUCGGCUGUAGGCUCAAACUGCGCUGCAUACCUAAAGAUGGAAGACGCAGUGGCCCGGCCAAGGACCUGGUCUCUGUGGGAGCCGUAGAGGCCGGCCCAGGCGUGUGCACGUUCGACAACAGACACGCGUACACUAUCAAAGAGGCGGAGUGGCCGGCUGUGAGGGUGGUGUCGUACAACAUCCUCGCUGAUGUCUACGCCCAGACAGAACUGUCCAAGACAGUGCUUUACCCGUAUUGCGCCCCCUACGCCCUGCAGCUGGACUACAGACAGAACCUGAUCAAGAAGGAGCUGGCUGGGUACAACGCCGACAUCAUCUGUCUGCAGGAGGUCGACAAAGGGGUGUUCAUGGACAGUCUGACUCCAGCUCUGGAUGCUUUCGGUCUGGAUGGCGUUUUUAGGAUCAAAGAGAAGCAGCAUGAAGGACUGGCCACUUUCUACCGCAGGUCAAAGUUUCAGCUGCUGAGCCGUCAUGACAUCGUGCUGAGCAAGGCAUUGACCUCUGACCCCAUCCAUUCUGAGCUGUUGGAGAGGGUUUCUGCAAACGGCGCUCUGAGGGACAAGAUACUGCAGAGGUCCACCGCCCUGCAGGUCAGUGUGCUUGAGGACCUGAAUAAACCAGGCAGGAAGGUCUGUGUGGCCAACACUCACCUGUACUGGCACCCGAAAGGAGGGAACGUUCGCUUGGUCCAGAUGGGCGUGGCUCUGCAACACCUGAGUCAUGUGAUCAGCGAAGUUGCACCUGGAGCCCCUCUGAUCUUUAGUGGUGAUUUUAACUCCAUCCCUAACUCAGGUGUGUUCAAGCUGCUCAGUGAGGCUGCGGUUCCUCUGCAGCAUGCAGACUGGAGCAGCUCGGGGCCAGAGGAGUCCUGCAGUAUGGAGCUGGUCUCUGCCUUCCCCCCGCUGUUGAGCGCCUGCAGCCAGCCGGCCUACACAAACUACGUGGGAGGAUUUCACGGCUGCCUGGACUACAUCUUCAUACAGCCGGACAGCAUGCAGGUGGAGCAGGUGAUUCCUCUGCCCAGCCACCAGGAGGUCACCACCUAUGAGGCUCUGCCCAGCGUGGCUCACCCCUCCGACCACAUCGCUCUGAUCUGUGACCUGCGCUGGAGCCCAUGACCUCUGACCUCCAACCACCUGGACAAAAGGCACGGGAGAACCGGACCAUCAGUUGCUCCUGCAAAUACACUCAGACUUUGGAUUUCUUUGCCCUUGAAUGAAGUCUGAGCGUUGAAACUUCUCCUGCAGUGAGAGAGAACAGAAACCUGGACGAGCAGAGAAAUUAUUUCACACAAGAGAACUGUCUUAAAUUACAAUAUGACUGAAGUGUUCAUAUUUUAUUAUUCACAGUACAAUAAUUAUUUCAUUUUAAUCACUGACAUUCAGUGUUGCAGUUGCUACUGGAAAAAGUAAUGAAUUGCACAUUGCUUGUUUACUUGGUACGUACUCUAACAGAAAGUCGCACUACUGCAUCAUACUAGGUUGAUAAUUAUUGUCAGCCUGAGCUCAUUAUCAACAGAGGUAAUCUGACUCUUGCUGGCUUCUUUAUACAAUGGCAUGGUUAUUAAAUAAAUAUUAACAUUUUAA